Messenger RNA from Penicillium soppii, 2427 nucleotides. RefSeq lists its product as uncharacterized. The transcript is spliced from 9 exons. The record is from RefSeq and is a predicted model, not a curated record. The coding region runs from base 1 to 2427 and encodes 808 amino acids. NCBI's taxonomy places the organism in Eukaryota, Fungi, Ascomycota, Eurotiomycetes, Eurotiales, Aspergillaceae.
AUGUCCGACUCAGGCGAGCUCAAGAUUGCCAAGGCAGCCGUACGCUCGGUGAAAUUGCAGGAGUACAUUACCAAUGCAAAUGUCAUGCAAUGGACCGACAACGACUGGCUGUCUCUGCUAUGUGCUGCUCCCGUCUGUCUGGAAAUGCUGGGAUCUUGUUCGUUGGCUGCUUCGACCGAAGUGGCUAGACGGACCAAGAUCACUUUGAAACAGGGCUCUCGAUCAAAGAAGCAAUACGAAUAUUUGAACACCAACCUGACCGAAGUCACCCAUAUAGGGCAAAAGGCCUUUCAGACAGCCUCGAAAAACAUGUAUCUGAUCCAGACAUCAUCUGGUAAUGCAAAGAAACAUAUCGUCCGAAUCUUCCGCUUCCUCAGCACAACUCCCUUCAACGCUCCCUUCACCCGCAGCGAGAUGGACGCCGUCAGUAAGAUAGCCGACACGUGCGAAACUGCAGCACGGGAGAUGGAAGAUGAGUUCACCAUCUGGCAGCAGUACAUCAUGGACCUGUAUGAAGCCGUCGUUGAACAGCAGGGACACACCGAAACGCAGUUCGCGACGGCUAGCAAUGAGGCUGCAGCAAAGAAGGUCCUCCAAGAGUCACAUGAACAGACCCUAGCCGAGCACAAAACCAAGGUGGCGACGAUUGAGGGCAGAGUGACCGAGCUGUAUGACAGCUAUAAAGAUAUUCAGUCCAAGUUUCCCACGGGCGACGACCUACUCAAAGCGCAACUGACUCUCAUGGGUGCAGAAAUGCUUGGAACUUUGGUCAAAUCGCUUGGCAACGCCGUCGCGGCCAAAAUUAAUCCCAUGGGAGGGGCACAGAACAUGAUGAGUUCGUUCACUGGUGGCAAUAACAAGCCUGAUGAUGGCGAUAAAACCACCAGUUCUUCCAGCAAUAAGACCAAGACAGACAGCUCGGACGCGAAGGAGAAGAGUGCCGAGGCUGAUCUAGCCUUGAUCUAUUGCAGCAUGGUGACCAAGCCGGUCGAGGCGAUGGUCGAUAUCCUGUCCGGGCCGGACGGUGUCGUCUGGGGGUUAGUGAGUGCGCAGUCAAAGGCCGGGAAGAAGGAUGAUGACAGCAAAACGAAAGGCAAGUGGAAUGUGGAGAUGAUCAAGACGAUGCUCCAAAGGACCAAGAGCACGAUUCGGUCGUCCAAGACGGACAGAAAUACAGCCAACGCAAAGACCCUGCUCAGUGCCAUUAACAACACCCUCAAGAUCUGCAAAGAACUCGAAGCAGAGGGCAAAAAAGCCGCCAAUCUCAGCCAGAGUUGGGAAAAACCCAAGAAAGACUCGACCCAGGUCAAAGAAUGGAAAAAGUCAGCCAAAAAAGCAGUGGCUUCGGUCAGGAAGCUCAACUCGAAGAAAGAGGUCAUGACAGGAAAUCCGAUGACGGCAAUCAUGAACCCGAAAGAGAAUGCCGAAAAGGAAAGCAUCCAGGCUCGGUCGGAUCUAACCAAGCAGAUGGUCGACUCGCACGUGGCCAAAAUGAAUAGCGCCCUGGAUGUGUAUACCAAGACCCAGGACACGGCCAGACAGAUGCAGGAUACCUCUAUCCAGAUGCAAAACAAUCUGGCCAAUUUGCGGAAAGAAAUCGCCGAGUUGGAUAUUACGAAGGCGACCUUGGAAACGAUCCGUCGAGUGCUGAGUGACUGCGUUACCUUCCUAGUUGACAUGAAAGCCAACAUUGCCAAACUAGUCGCCUUCUUCCAGAAGGUCAAGGUGAUCAUCGCCACCGCUAACACUUCGCACAUCCAGAUGCUGCUCAACAACAGCAAGCUUACUGUCGGCUCUCUCGAGCAAGGGGGGUUACUUGACCACGUCACCAAACGAAUUAUCUUCGAAUACUCCUUGGACAGUAUCUGCUCGUUUGAUUUCUUUCAGGACAUCGCUGGAAUCUACCUCCAGAUCGACGAGAAAUACAUUCUCCCUGGAUUCACCCUCGUCAGCCGUCUCGGUCAGUCUACUGAUGACUCAGAUGUCGAGCAGAAGAAGGCCAACCUGGCUAGAUACGCCAGCGACGCCCAGAAGGGAAUCAUCGCAAUCAUCGAAGCGAAAGUGAAAAAGAUCGUCGCCGACAUCCAGCCACGGAUCAACCUGAUCGGACAAACGCUGAAAGAAGCCGGACUGCCUCAACUCCCCACCGAAGAAGUCCAGGCGAUGCAAGAAGGUAGCAGGGAAGGAUCCCAGAAUGUCCAAGCUAGAAUCGACAACAACAAUCUAGGAUUGAAGAUUCUGCAGCAGCCCCCCGAGGUGCGAGACAAGGCGGGUACUCUUGUAGCCCAUGCAUCCAAUCUCGAGGCGCAGUUGCAGGAUGCGAAAGUUCGAACUAAGAAGGCAGCGGACGUUGCAACGAGUAAUACCGUGGAUAAUAGCGACAGCGACAAGGAUGAUGAAGAGGAUCCAUUUGCACUGGAUGACUGA